This is a messenger RNA of Sphaeramia orbicularis (orbiculate cardinalfish), 1513 nucleotides long. Its product is annotated as complement C1q-like protein 4. Gene Ontology annotation, molecular function: protein binding. NCBI's taxonomy places the organism in Eukaryota, Metazoa, Chordata, Actinopteri, Kurtiformes, Apogonidae. The record is from RefSeq and is a predicted model, not a curated record. The transcript has 5 exons. Bases 3 to 779 code for a protein of 258 amino acids.
CAAUGGAGAGCAAGAUGCUUUUCACACUGUUCCUGCUGAUCUGCUGGCUUUCCACGGUUCAGACUGAAACGGCACCUGCCAAAAAAAUAAAUCAACAUGGAAAAGAAGAUGAAAAUGAGAAAGACAUCCACUCUGUGCUGAGAGAGAUGACCGCCAUGCUCGCUAAACAGAGCGUUGAAAUAAUGUACUUACAGAAAGAAAAUGAAGCACAGGCAGCCAAACUGAGAGAUCUGGAAGCGCAAAAGGCUGAAGUGGACAAACUGAAGCAGCAGGCAAAAGCACAAGCUGAAGAACUGAACACAAUUAAAGUGAGGACAAAUGUCACUGAAAACCAAGUGAAGGCUCUCAGGAGAGACUGGGAAGUCAAACAGGUGGCUUUCUCAGCCUCUCUGUUGGCUUCAGGGUCAAGAACUCUAGGACCAUAUAAUACAAAUGUACCUCUGAUCUUCAGAAAUGUCGUCACAAACAUUGGAAAUGCCUACAACCCAAACACAGGUUUUUUCACUGCACCGGUGAAAGGAGCCUACCACUUUGAGCUCCACAUUGGUGGACAUGGACACUCUUCACGUGGAUCUGGUGCUAUGUUGGUCAAGAACGGACAUCAUAUUUUUAUCGCAUAUGAGCAUCAGCCAUCCUAUUAUGGAAAGUCUUCCAAUGGGGCCACACUGAUGCUAGAGGAAGGAGAUGUUGUGUUUUUGCUUCACUGGUAUCACACAAAAAUCUAUGACGAUGCAAAUCACCACACCACCUUCAGCGGUCAUCUACUGUUCACCAUGUGAAAGGAAAACAUAUGUCUUUUAAUCUUCUUUAUUUGUUUUCAUUUUCACCUUUUUAUUCCUUUUAGUAGAUAUUUGACAUAUUUCAGUGGUAUUACACUGAAAAUGCUCACAGGCCUCAGAGACAACAGUCAGAUUGUAGAUAUUCCAGUUCUGUUUCAUUACUGUAAGUAUUUGGUUGUAGACGUUCAUUACAGUCAGUACCUCUUAAACUUUAGUUGAACAUGUUGACACGGCAGCAGUGUGUCAGCAUUUACUGAUGAAAGUAAUUUCAUCUGUUAUAUAUGAAAUCUGGAUGAUAAACCAGUGCUGCUACGUCUUGAUUUAAAGGGAAACUUGAGUUAUUGUUGUGUUUGAAGGGAAUCUUUAAUACUUGCUUUAUUUGAAACAUUCUAAAAUGUUCAGAUCAGUGACACAAUCUCUUUACAUGUUGUUUGUUUGACCAGUUCUAAACCACUCCACAUUCACUGUCUGAUGGUUCUUUUUCUGUUUGUUUUGACUUCAUUUCCUAAAACAGAUUUUGAUCAACAUGAACAAUUCCAGGGUUUAUAGAAUACUUUAUAAUCAAUCAUUGGUUGUGUUUAAAUUUUUUAAGGCUUUUUCUCAAAAUUACAGGAAGUCUCUCACUUACUGGACUGUUUUUACUUAUAGAAGAAUAAACAUAAUCUUCUGAUGUGUCUCAUAUGUGUGAUGUGUGUUUCAUAAAAGCUCAAAGACAUAUUAUCAUACCAACAGCA